This is a messenger RNA of Vicia villosa (hairy vetch), 566 nucleotides long. Its product is annotated as defensin-like protein 2. The coding region runs from base 105 to 329 and encodes 74 amino acids. The transcript is spliced from 2 exons. Gene Ontology annotation, biological process: defense response. The record is from RefSeq and is a predicted model, not a curated record. Lineage: Eukaryota; Viridiplantae; Streptophyta; Magnoliopsida; Fabales; Fabaceae.
UUCCAUGCAAUUCCUUAUAUAAGAACAUCAUAAGAAUCAUUCACAGUCACUUCACUUUUCAUCUAAACCACUACUGCAUACUAUUUGUGUUAUAACUUGUCAUCAUGGAGAGGAAAACACUCAGCUUUUUGUUCUUGCUCGUCCUUCUCUUAGCAGCGGAUGUUUCGGUGAAGCCAGCAGAGGCGUUAUUAGGCCGCUGUAAGGUUAAGAGCAGCAAGUUUAACGGACCAUGCUUGACGGACACACACUGUUCAACGGUAUGCAGGGGAGAAGGUUACAAAGGUGGUGAUUGUCACGGCUUACGUCGCCGCUGUAUGUGUCUUUGUUAGUUCAACAAUACCCAUGCAAUGCAAUAUCCAUCGUCUAAUCACUCCUUCAGUGGUCAUAAAUAAAUAUUCCAGCCAUGGUUUUAUCAUAAAUAAAUAUUCUAGCUACGGUCUUAUAAAAAUAUGAUGCUUAAGUAUGUUCAGUUUAAUGUGUAAUGGAUAUUAUGAACGUUGUGUUGUAAUAAUAUGGUGCCAAUAAAUUUGGGAUAUGGAUUUUCUUCCUGUCCAAAAUUUGGUAUA